CCGUAUUCCAUGCUACGAUGACACACUAAAUACAUGGUUGGUCUCGGUCAGGUGGCAACAGCUCCAAUUUAGAAAUGUCAACUACCAAGGCACAACACUCGACGGGCGCAAGCAUGCAUUCUUCGAUGACCGCGCCCGCGGACGCGAGGAAGCUCCUAUCACUUUUGAGGGCAGCCAAGACUCAACAGGACCUCACUGCCCAGCCUGCACGAGGGAGAGGCCUGUGGCUUAACACAAACACCUGGCAGGCGGUCGUCAAGCAACUGGAGCUGCAGCUGGCGGACGUUGAGGCGCUGCAGCGGCAGGUUCAUGAGCGUGAUCAGCUCCUGGCGGAGCUGCGGGCGGAGGCGGCGGCGGACCGACAGGCCCAGCAGCGCACCAUCUCGGAGCUGCAGGCCCAAAUUGGCGAGCUGCUGGGGCAGGUCGCCAACCUGCAGGCGCAGCUGGCGGCCAAGACGGAGGCGUGGGAGCAGCACAAGCGCGACCUGGAGGCUCAGGCGGAUCACCUGCUGUCGCUGCUGCACGACCGCCAAGGUUUGCUGGCGGACAAUGAUGGGCUGCGGGACGGACUGGCGGCGGCGCAGGCCGCCGCGGCGGCAGCGGAGCGGCGGGCCGCGGACGCGGAGGCUCGCGCCACAGAGCUGCAGCGAAUGCACGAGUACAUGAUGGGCAAAGCGGAGUCGGGCCUGACGGAGCGGGACUCUCAGGCCAUGCGCAUCCGCGACCUGACCACGGCGCUGGCGGAGGCGCGGCACCAGGCCGACACCUACCGCCUGCAGCUGCAGCAGCGCAGCCAGCCCGCGGAGGAGCUCGCGCGCGACCUCAAGCGCCUGCAGGCCGACAACCGGCGGCUGGUGGCGCUGCUGGCGGUGGUGCCCGAGUACCGGGUGCUUGCGGGCGAGGUGGCUGGCGAUCACGGCUGCCACUACAUCCCGCUGGAGGAGUGCCUCAUGGCGCGACACCUGGUGGAGGACCUGCACCCGCAGCUGCUGGACAGGCCAGUGGGGGAGGUGCCGGGCGGCCUGGCGGGUCCUGGCCGGCUGCGCGACCCGGACGGCGCCGACCCCGCCCUCACGGUGGUGCUGGACGAGCAGUACCACUGGGUGCCGCGCAAGGCGCUGGAGACGGGCGCGGCGCUGAUGCGGCGGAUGAUGCCCGCGCUGCCCAUGAGCCAGCUGCUCACGCUGGUGGCGGAGCUGAACAAGGUGUGGCGCGACCGCGAGAAGGCCCGGCUGGCGGAGGUGGCGGCGGCGCACGCCGCCGAGAUAAAGCGCCUCAUCGCCACCUUCAAGCAGCGCGCGCCCUACGAGGCCGUGGUGGCGGGCGAGAAGCUUAACGACCUCAAACGCCGGCUCAAGGCGCAGGCGGCGCAGGCGGCGGCGCUGGCGGCAGCGGCCAAGGGCGACCAGAAGCGCAGCGAGGACGACUCCAAGGCCAUGCUGCACGCCGGCCUGAGCACCAUCACUGACCUCAGCCGCCAGGUGGCGCGUCUGAACACCCGCAACAAGAAGCUGUCCAGCAAGGCCGCCAGGAAGCGGGCGGAGGCGGAGGCGCGAGGCCAGCCGGUGUGCAGCUCCUGCCUGGAUCGGCUCCUGCUGCCGGCCUCAAACGAGGCCGCGCACUACCUGGGCCGCGCCCUGGGCGUGGAGUCGCAGCCGCCGCCCGACGCCCCAGCCUACCCAAGCGACUCGGCGGCCGCCACGGCCGGCACACCUGGAGUGGCUGGCGGUGGCGGUGGUGACAACUCCCUGCCCUUCCAGCAGUACCAGCUCGUUGCCCCGUCAGCGGACAGUGAGGGACCCUACCACGAGCCGCGGCUCUACAGGGAGCCCGUUCACGCCACGCCCACGCUUCGCAGCCAUGCGGCGGCGGCGGCAGGCGGCGGCGGCGCAGAGCACCACCCGGCCUGGAGGGCGCCCGCCGCCGCCACUGUCCGGGUAAACGUGGUGCAGCCGCCGGCGUCGCCGCCACCGCCGCCGCUGUCGAACAUGUCUGUGUGGAGGCAGCGCGAGGCGGCGGCGGCAGCGGCUGCCGCCGCUGGCACACCCACGAGGCACUCAGCAUAUUCUGCGAUGGCAACGGUGGCAAGCGGCGUCUCGCUGACAGGCUCAGCGCCCUCAACAACACUGCUGAUGGAGCCGACAGCUGAUGGGCUGUCCAUCACUGCAUUCAACGCGCCAGCGCAGGCAGACGCCGGCGCAGGCCUAGCUGGCCUCGAGGCCGCGGUCCCAGAGCGGAGCACAGCCAGCCUGUCGGAGUGGCGAAGCGGGCCGGUCCCUGCCGGCGGCAAUGGUGCGGAGCCGUUGACGGUGCAGCUGCAGAUGGGCGGUCCUGGGGCAAGCCCCGGUCGCCAGCUGCUGCUGUCCACCGGCGGUACCAGUGGCGCUGGGCAAGGGCAGCAGCAGCAGCAGGGAGGCGGCGGCGGCGGCAGCAUCCUGGCCAUGCAGGCGCAGCAACGUGGCACGCCGGUGCGGGUGUCGGUGCGGUUUCCCCGCCACGACAUGCCGGGUGGAACCGGCACAGCGACCAGGGCCAUGCAAUAAUCUGCGGCUGUGAUCAGCCGUGAUCAGCGAGCCCCUGCGAGCCAUUAGAGGGCGCGGGUGGGAUCAAAGCAGGAUAGAGGGAGCAGGAUUGUGCCCGGGAGGCGGUGAAGGGAAGAGGGGCACCCUGCCGAACUGUUGACGAACCUCUUACAACGUUUGGAUCAAACCAAAACGGACGCUGCGUGGUAUUGUGGCUUUUCGCCAGUCCUUGUCACUGUGUAACAUAGUUUCUUG
Molecule: messenger RNA, 2777 nt
Organism: Chlamydomonas reinhardtii
Lineage: Eukaryota; Viridiplantae; Chlorophyta; Chlorophyceae; Chlamydomonadales; Chlamydomonadaceae
Exons: 12
Coding region: 75-2543 (822 amino acids)
Source: RefSeq, a predicted model, not a curated record